Molecule: messenger RNA, 1259 nt
Organism: Pelobates fuscus (common spadefoot toad)
Lineage: Eukaryota; Metazoa; Chordata; Amphibia; Anura; Pelobatidae
Gene: ZNF488
Product: zinc finger protein 488
Exons: 3
Coding region: 153-1133 (326 amino acids)
Biological process (GO): regulation of DNA-templated transcription
Cellular component (GO): nucleus
Source: RefSeq, a predicted model, not a curated record
GGCAGCUUUAAACAGACAAUUGCCUUAUCCCCAGCAGGCUUCCAUUUUUAAGGGCCCCAUCAGGUAGAAUUUCAACCCUGGAUUCCAGCUAAGACUGGCUACAUUUAGCUCAGGCAUCAUUGGGUGCUGAGGAGCAAAAUUUGGGGGCCAAUAUGCAGAGAGAAGAGGUACAAUUCAGGGGUGUGCACCCUUACCAAAAGGAGGAGCAACUGCUAGUUUGGUAUGAUGGGCAGUCCUGCAGGAUCUUAGGAUUCCAAGAGCUCCGAGAUGGCCUGUCCACCCAAGGGUUCCAGUGCCCAGAAUGUGAAAAGGAGUUUCAAGGCAAGCUGUCUUUCCUGUCUCAUAAUUGCUUCCUGCUCCCCAAAAGAAAGGAUGGUACAACUGUCAAACUCAUGAGGCGUGGCACCAAUUUUCACAGCCUGGCACAUGACAUGGAGAUUGCAGGUGAUGAAGCCCUAAAAUCUAUACUACUGGAGAAGACAAACUGCUUGGAUGAGGCAUUUACUUCCAACAAGAGAGACGAAGGAUUCAUAGUCAGUGUGGUCUCAAGUAGCAGAAGUUCCGCAAAGAGGAUCCUGAAGGCGGAACAUAAGCAGAGUGCAUUUUCAGAAUUCCAAGGAGUAAAAAGUGUUUUAAACACAGAGAAAGAUGGCAGAGAUACAGCAGGAAGUGCCUUCUCACCAGUUCCCGCCAGACAAAAGAUGGCCUGUAGAAGUGGUGCAGAGAGCUUCUGUGAUAUAUUUAGUGGUGUCACAGGGAUGAGAAUUAUGGAUUUCUGCAAUAGUUUUUCUUCUCCCUAUGAAUAUUUAUCAUUAUCCAAUUCCUAUUCCGGUCAUCCACUUCCUGAAGUGAGGCAAAAACCUGAAGUGGUUACCCAGUCAAAUUCUCCCCAGCUGCUGCCACCCACGUUCACUCCUCUGGGUGUCACAGCACAGAACUGGUGUGCAAAGUGCAGACUCUCAUUUAGCAUGACCUCUGAUCUUGUACUUCAUAUGAGGUCACGCCACAAGAGGGAGGCUGGGGUAGAGACACAGCGCAAGAGGAGGAGAGAAUUACAGCUGUCCUGUCCUGUCUGUUAUGCUUGCUUUAGGGAACGUCAUCACUUGUCUCGUCACAUGACCUCACACUGCUGACAGGAUGCCCUUUUGAUCUCUAAUCCCAUCAUAUAAUAUCACAUUUGUAUAUCAGCCAAAGUUGUUUCUUUUUCUUAACUGAAGCUCAGCAAAUUGGAUUGCCUCAUUGUUGACUAGUGGUGUCUU